AUGAGAAUAUCAUCCAACAAGAUCAUAUUUUGUGCGUCAAAUUCUUUAUCUUAUCCAUGGAAGAUUCGUCCAAAGAGCUUAUUUAAUUGGAAUUUUGGAAACAGCAAGGCAGAGCCUUUUUACCAUGAUGACGUUGAUCUUCAAUUCCCAUCUUCUCUUCUCAGCAAAACAUUCUUGAAAGGUAGAGAACUGAAAUGCUGCUACAAGGCCAGCCUUGAUGGAUUUAGUGCUACUGAAUUCCACAAGUGUUGUGACUUCAAAGGACCAUGUGUUAUAAUUGGGUACACAAACAAGUCCUUCAAAUUUGGGGCAUUUAAUCCUGAAGGGUAUAGAAGUACUGAUGAUUAUUAUUAUACAUUUGAUGCCUAUCUCUUUUACUGGGCACUGGAAAAUGAUCAAAAUGAACCUACUUUUGAUGCCUUUCUCUUUUACUGGGCACUGGAAAAUGAUCAAAAUGAACCUUAUGUCCUACCCAAAAUAGGGGGCAGUGGUGCUGCCCUUUUUGAUUAUGCUAGAGGAGGGCCUCAAUUUGGAGCAGAUGGAUUGCUUAUUGGACCCCCAUUGGCUCCAGUUAUGGGUGGAUUUGCAGGGCCUGAUACGAAUUCGGGGAUUGGUGUUUUGAGUGAAGCUAAGUCUAGAUUGGGACUUUCUUAUGCUAAAAGGGAAGAUGGGAAGAAAUCCUUAUUUGGGGAUGAGAGUAGGGCUGUUGUUGAUGAAGCACAUUUUCAGGCACUUCAGGCACAGAAGGCAGCACCGUGUGCAAGCUAUAUCAGGCAUCUUAAGGUUUUUCUAGAACCUUGUGUAGGCCAUGUCGGCAUCACAGGAUUUUUCCGGGCACAGUGUGCAUGCCAUGGCAGGGACGCAGGCACACGAAGGCAGCAACGUGUACAGGCCGUGACUAGGACGCAAGCACAUUUUCAGCCGCUUCAGGCGCGAAGGCAGCAUCGUAUGCAAGCCAUAUCAGGCAUCUUAAAGUUUUUUUCAGGCACUUUCAGGAACCUUGUGCAGGCCAUGUCAGGCAUCAUGAGAUUUUUUCAUGCAUGGUGUACAAGUCAUGGCAGGGACGCAGGCACACGAGCAGGGAUGCAGGCACACGAAGGCAACACCGUGUGCAAGCCAUAUCAAGCAUCUUAA
Messenger RNA from Fraxinus pennsylvanica, 1134 nucleotides. NCBI's taxonomy places the organism in Eukaryota, Viridiplantae, Streptophyta, Magnoliopsida, Lamiales, Oleaceae. The record is from the annotation of a GenBank genome assembly.